AUGGGAGCUCUCCGUUUACCACGCAGUGUUCUGACCCUUCUUUCUCUUCUCGUGACCCUCUUCUCUGUUUCUUGUCAUGCUCAAUCACCUUCCAGAGUGAUCGAGCUUGGCAAAAAUGGGCAGGUGCCAGUUGCUAGCCUCCAACCUGGUCAAGACAGGUCAGGGACUCCUAUUUCAUCCCAGCUCUUCCUCACUUCUCCGUCAGGAAACUUUGCAGCAUAUAUAGUCCGGCAGGAAUCUCCUAGGACCAAGAAGAGCUCGGGACACGACUCCUGUUACAUUCAAGUCCAAGGAAGCAGGAAUCCUAGUGCUAGUAUUACUACUGGUACUAGUAGUCCUGGCGCUUGGCAAUUCAGGUGUGUCCCAGUUGCAAGUUCAGAUACUUGCAGCUUGGUGUUGUCGGAUUCAGGUCUCGGUAUUUAUGGUGGGAUGCAGCCAAUAUGGGGUGCAGGUCCCAAGGGGGGACACUCAAAGGCCUUGGCCCUGCUUGACUCCGGAGAUUUGGAGAUCAGUGACCAGAGUGGGAAGAUCUCGUGGAAGGCAAGUGAUGCCGAAGCCAGUGACAAUCAGAGCUGUGGUGGGUCGGAUUUUGGAGGAUUGACCAACCAAAAUGGUGAGGAAUCUCAACCGGGCAACGGUUUUCAGCAGCAGCAAGGGAUGAAUUUUCCACAACAACAGGAUCUGAAUCAGCCUUUGGCAGGGUUCAAUCAGCCAUUUUCUAAUGGUCUUACUCAGCCCUUUGGUACAAGAGGGAAGCAGGGAUUUGGAGAUGCUAAUGUUCCUUUUGAGAAUGGUGUCUCAAAGAGGAGUAUCAAGCUAGGAUUUGUCUUGGCCUCUUUGAUAGCUCAUCUCAAGUUACUCGUCUAG
Molecule: messenger RNA, 867 nt
Organism: Punica granatum (pomegranate)
Lineage: Eukaryota; Viridiplantae; Streptophyta; Magnoliopsida; Myrtales; Lythraceae
Source: RefSeq, a predicted model, not a curated record